Molecule: messenger RNA, 975 nt
Organism: Carassius auratus (goldfish)
Lineage: Eukaryota; Metazoa; Chordata; Actinopteri; Cypriniformes; Cyprinidae
Product: P2Y purinoceptor 14-like
Exons: 2
Coding region: 28-975 (315 amino acids)
Biological process (GO): G protein-coupled receptor signaling pathway
Cellular component (GO): membrane
Molecular function (GO): G protein-coupled purinergic nucleotide receptor activity
Source: RefSeq, a predicted model, not a curated record
CCUGCAACCGACUUCACAAUUUUCACCAUGAAACCAAACAUGACUAACACAACACAAGCUCUUUGUAAACUCCCAGCUAAUGAGGUUUUCAUAUUUGCAUAUUCACUGCUGUUUUUCAUCAGCAUGGUGCUGAACUGCAUCAUGAUGCGGGUGUAUUUCUGUUCAAAUCCAAACAUUCAGUCCAGUGUCACAGUCUACAUGAAGAACCUGGUCGCAGCGGACUUCUUCCUAUGCCUUAGUUUACCUUUGCGCAUUGCUGCUUAUGCCAAUAAUUCAAGUAUAAUGAACAAUAUUCACUGCAGCUUUGGAGCAACAGCAUUCUUUUUAAACAUAUAUGCAAGCAUUAUCUUCAUGGACUUUAUUGCUGCAAACAGGUACCUAAAGAUUGUCCGGCCAAUGGAGACUCAUGCUCUGCAGAUGAUUCAUACUGCCCGGUACAUUUCUGUGGCAACUUGGCUGUGCUUGUUAGCCUUGUCUUCCAUCUACUUAAUCCUUUUUCUACAGAACUUCCAGGGUCAAAUUCCUGAUGCGUUUACUUGUGAAUCCAGCCAAUAUUUACCACUCAGUGUGACCUACAAAAGUAUCCACUGUAUGACCUUUGUGAGCUUCAUUUUUGUCCUGGUAUCUCUGCUUCUGCUGUACUGGAAGACUCAUCAAAAGCUCAGAGAAGUUCAGUUCUCUUCACAGGUCAGUUUCAGAAGCGAAACAUUCAAAACGUCUAAACACAACAUGCUAGUGCUGGUGGUCAUUUUCUGUGUGUGCUUUGUUCCCUAUCAACUGGUGAAACUGCCAUACAUAUUUAUCAAACCCCUGCUGCAUGAUUGUACAUCAGUCCAUACAUACUACAUCUUGAAGGAGAUCACCAUCCUACUCACAGCACUAAAUGCCUCUUUGGAUCCACUUAUUUACUUUUUCUUUUGCAAGACCUUCAGAUCCCAGUUUAAUUUUAGAGGUCGUCAACCUGUUAAUGAAUAA